CUACCCUGAGACUGAGGGCAGGCACACCGGCGGCUUCCGGGAGGAGCAAUGUGGCGGCUUCCUUCCCGCAUGUCUCUCUAUUGGGUUGGUUGGUAAAAAGGAAAGCUGUGAUUGGCAGCUGGAGGUGCGGUUAGCCUACGGCUAGCAAUGAUACUGCUGGGUGCUGAAGAUCCUGCACGGAUGAUGAGUGCGGGUCCUGGAGGCGGUUGCCGUGGUGACCGUAGAAUGGAUACCCUUCUGCUGCUGUAGUAACAGUAAAUCACCCAGAAUGAUCCGCAUAGCAGCCUUAAAUGCAGCUUCUGCUGUAGAGGGGGACCAUGAAGAGACUUUUAAAAGUCACAAAACUCAGACCAAAGAGGCUCAGGAAGCUGAGGCGUUUGCCCUUUACCACAAGGCCUUGGACCUACAGAAGCUUGACCGCUACGAUGAGUCCUCCCAGGCCUAUCACCAGCUACUGGACACCCGCCUGCUGCAGGAGGCUGUUCCUUUGAGUGAUGAAAAGGAAGGCCUAAAGCAUCCCGGGUUAAUGCUGAAGUAUUCAACAUAUAAGAACUUGGCACAGCUUGCUGCUCAACGGGAUGAUCUGGAGACUGCAAUGGAAUAUAACCUGGAGGCUGUCAUGUUGGACUCUACUGACGUUAAUCUGUGGUACAAGAUUGGCCGUCUGGCUCUUCGUCUAGUGCGCAUUCCGCUGGCACGGCAUGCAUUUGAGGAAGGACUUCAGUGUAACCCUGAUCACUGGCCAUGUCUGGAUAACCUGGUCACUGUCCUGUAUACAAUCAGUGACUAUGGCAACUGCCUGUACUUUAUUUGCAAGGCUUUAGAAAGAGACUUUCGUUAUAGCAAAGGUUUGGUACUGAAAGAGAAGAUCUUCGAAGAGCAACCUGGCCUUAGGAAGGACUCUUUCCGUAUGUUCCUUAAAUGUGACCUGUCCAUUCAUGAAGUACAUGUAAGUGAGGAGGAGGCACACAGAAUUGUGGAGGAAGCAUUAGAUUUGCGCAAGAAAAGACAAGCGUUGACGGUAAAGAAGCAGGAGCCUGAUUUAAAGCUGGCCCAUCCCCUCCCGUUUUUAACGUGGAAGUGUCUUGGGGAAGGUCUUCUGGCUACCUACCGUCACCUCACAACCUGUGAACCACCUCGUCCUAGUUUGGGGAAAAGGAUUGACCUCACAGACUACAAAGAUCCAGAGCAUCUCCUUCAUGUUUCCCAGACCUCCUCCCCCCCUACAAACAAAGCUUCAGACACACCCAGCAGCUCAACCCCGCCAACACCAUCUGUGUCCGUAGCAGAGCCAUUCCCUACUCUCUCCUCUACCAGCAAUGUUGUAUCUUCCCAAAACAUUGCUGAUGCCUCAACUCUACAAGAUCAAUCCACUGGAGACAAGACCAAGAAGGGUGUUAAGAGGAGGAGGAUAUGUGAGGAUGCAGGGGAGACGGCCAAGAGACGCUCUGCCCGUGUUCGCAACACCAAGUGCAAGAAGGAGGAAAGAAUUGAUUUUCAAGAAUUGCUGCUGAAAUUCCUGCCAUCCAGGCUUCGUAAAUCUGACUCUGAGGAAGAUGAGGAUUCCUUUGGCAACUAUGAAAUGCAGACUGACCUAAAACAGGAGCAAUUCCCAGAUGGUGAUCUUGUAAUGUCUUUCGAUUCCACUACAUUCACGGAAUCAGAGAAACAAGAUGUGCAUCAGUUCUUGCUGGAUAAUCUAAACAAUGGGGGAAUCUUGGAACUUUUGAUGAGGUAUCUGAAAGUGAUUGCCCAGAAGUUCAUGGUGAAGUGGCCCUCAGGUCUGGUGGAGGUCGUGCUUAAUAUACAUGCUAGCUGGAGGAAACACUGCAAUGGACUGCCCAAUCCACUGCUGAGGGACUGUAAGGACCAGCACAUUCGGGACAUGAUGGUUAUGAGUCUGACAUGCAUGGAGCUCCAGCUGGACCAAUGGCUUCUGGCCAAAGUGAAGAACGGUACAGUUUCUCCUAGGAAGUGUCCUCCUGGACUCCCUGUGGAAUGCUUUGGACCAGACUUUCCUGGCACUCACUUUUUGGAGGAUCAGAUGAUGAUGGGCUUUGCAGGUUCUCAACAUGACCUAUUUCCGGAUGGCUGGCUGAAUUAUGUAGUGAGGGUAUACUGGCUGAAGGCACGAUUCUUGGCUCUGCAGGGCGACAUGGAGCAGGCUGUAGAAAACUUUGACAUCUGCACUGACCUUCUUCAAAGCCCAGAGGCUACAGAACAUAGACUGAAAGAAAAUAAAGAUGUCGCCGUUAUCAGACUACCCAACCUGCAGCUGGAUUCUACAGUGUCUGUGGAGGAGGUUGAAAACAGUCUGAAGUCCCUGGAGAGAUGCCAGUCCCUGGAAGAAAUUCAGAGAUUGCAUGAAAUAGGGGACUACUCCUCAGUGGUUCGUUUGGUGUGCCCUACAUUGUGUAUGAGUGGUUACAGCCGGACUAAACACCUUGACUUCAUAACGUCUCCCCCUGAGAGACCUGCCCAGCUACUUCUCAUGCAGGAUUCCCUUUUGAAGCUUUCAGAGUUCAAACAGUGCUUUGAGUGUUCAGAGGUGGCCUUGAAUGAAGCCAUUCAGCAAAUGAUGAGCUCGUCUUCAAGCACACCUAAGGAGGAAUGGGUUGCCACAGCAACACAGUUACUUACAGGAAUAGAUCUGUCUCUAUCAUCUGACAGUAGUAUCCUGCAGGAGUCAACACUAACACCACGACUCAUCCGUCUCAGCAAUAACCUCAUUCAGCUGAUAGACUGCAGUAUGGCUGUCCAAGAGGAACCCAAGGAGCCCUCCGUGUCCUCUGUCCUGCCCUGGAUCAUUCUGCAUCAGAUCAUUCAGUAUGAGGAGGAGAGCUUCAGCUCUAUGCAGCAGCAAACCGACCAGAAAGACGGAAACUCAUCCGCUCCAAUGCUUCCGUCAUCACUAAUGCUUCUAAAUACAGCCCAUGAGUACUUGGGCAGAAGGUCAUGGUGUUGUAACUCAGAUGGAGCCCUUCUCAAAUUUUAUGUACGUGUCCUGCAGAAAGAGCUAGCCAUGUCCUCCAAAGAAGAUACACAUCCCUUCAAGGAGGAACUAGAGACAGCUCUGGAGCAGUGCUUCUACUGUCUGUAUGGUCACCCCAGCAAGAAGAGCAAGGCUCGCUAUCUAGAAGAGCAUUCUGUACAACAGGUAAAGCUUCUCUGGGAAGAUGCACUGAUUCUGUUUGAGUACUUCAAGCCAAAGACCCUUCCAGAAUUUGAUAGCUACAAAACCAGCACAGUCUCGGCAGACCUGGCUAAUCUACUGAAGAAGAUUUCCACAGUGCUACCCCCCUCCGAUAAACCGAAACUGAGCAUGGAGAGUGUCUCUGCCUACAUUGAGGGCACAAGCACAAAGGUGCCAUUACUUCCAGAGGGAGCGGAGAAUUCCCCUGCAGUGCUGAGCGAGUUAUUUUAUCUUCUCGCAGACUAUCACUUUAAAAACAAGGAACAGACCAAGGCUAUUAAAUUCUAUAUGCAUGACAUCUGCAGCUGUCCCAACAGGUUUGACUCCUGGGCUGGCAUGGCCCUGGCAAGAGCAAGCCGUAUACAAGAUAAGCUGAACUCUAAUGAACUGAAGAGUGAUGGCCCCAUAUGGAAACACUCCACUCCUGUCCUAAACUGCUUUAAGCGAGCACUGGAGAUUGAUGCCUCCAACCUGUCCUUGUGGAUUGAGUAUGGCGCAAUGUCUUACACUCUCCACUCUUUUGCCUCCCGUCAGCUCAAGCAAAGGUUUAAGGAGCUACAACCAGAGGUUGUGGUGCAGCUGAAGGAACGUCGGGAUAGCAUGCUAGAGGCCGCGAGGCAGUGCUUCACCUCUGCUUCCCGUUGUGAGGGAGACGGGGAUGAAGAGGAAUGGUUGAUUCACUAUAUGUUGGGAAAGAUCUGUGAAAAACAAAAGGUGGCUCCAGAGUUGUAUCUGCAGCACUACAAGCAGGCAGCACACUACCUGCACGAAGAGGCUGCUCGUUACCCUAAGAAGAUUCAUUAUCAUAAUCCUCCAGAGCUGGCCAUGGAGGCUUUAGAGGUAUAUUUCCGUCUUCAUGCUUCUGUCCUGAAGCUGCUGGAAAAAAAUGAACAGGAACUAGAUAGCAAAAUGUUGUUCAACGUCAUGAAGGAAGCUUCAGAAGGACCAUUUGCCAAGGGAGAGGAAAAGAAUGCUCCCAAAUCUGCUGAGAAGGAGAAGCACAGCGCAUUGGAUGAGGACUCUCGCUCUUCAGCUGGGAUGAUGCCGGGCCCCGGGAAUUUGAUUCCUUCCUCCUCUGGUCCAGGUCUGACAUCUCCACCUUACACAGCCACUCCGAUUGACCACGAUUACAUCAAAUGUAAACCCCCCCGUCAUCAGGCCACACUGGACGAACGCAGCCAGGACAGUAUGCCAGUUGUCCUGUCAGAUUCUAGCUCUACACAGGACACCUUCACGGAGCCAGCCAGCUCCCAGGACAGCACCAAGAGACUGUACUUGGAGAAGAGAUCAAAUUACUCUCACACAUCAGCACAUUACAGAGAUGUCCCAACAGCAGCAGAUGAUAGGGGCAAAAUGGAAGAGCAAACGUACCAACCCGACACCUCUGGGACUACGGAGAUGAGAAUGGCCCCUGAGGUUCAGAGCCCUCCUACCUGUACCACACCCAUUAGGACUUUGUCACAUCCAUUACCUCUAGGAGACCAAAGAAAGAAAUCUGAAACUACUGUGGAAGUAUUGGAGUACCCCCAAAGUCUACCUGAAGGCACUGAGGAACAGCGCAAAGUCUUAAUAGAGCAAUGCAUCACUUCCUUCACACUGUGUCUAAGCCGCUUUCCCCAGCACUACAAGAGCCUGUACAGACUGGCUUACCUAUAUACACACAGCCACACUCAUCAGAACUUGCAGUGGGCCAGAGACGUGUUGCUAGGCAGCAGUAUCCCGUGGCAGCAGCUGAAGCACAUGCCAGCACAGGGACUCUUCUACGAGAGGAACAAGACUAAUUUCUUCAAUGGAAUCUGGCGGAUACCUGUGGAUGAGAUAGAUCGCCCUGGCAGUUUUGCUUCUCAUAUGAACCGUUCCAUUGUGCUCCUUCUGAACGUUCUGGCUGAGCUCAAAGACUCCAACACGCUGCUGAAAAUCUCGUGCAUGCUACAGAGGACCCCCGAUCAGGGGAAGAAGUAUUUGCGGGAUGUGGAUCGUCAGGUUCUGGCACAGAGAGCUUUCAUUCUCACCGUAAAAGUGUUGGAGGACACACUGAGUGACCUAUCUGGGGAUCCCAAGAGUUCGGACCCCAACUCACUCUUUACGGCUUCCAUGACAACAGACGUGUCGGGCCGGCCCACGCCAGAGGACCGGAAAGAUGCACCACCCAGAAAGAACUUGGUUCUGGUUGAAGGGGCAGCUCCAAGUACUGAGAAUGGGGGCAAAGAAACAGCCCAAGUGUCUGUCUCCCAGGCCAUGGAAACUGGAGAAUCCAGGACUGUGAAAGAGGCAGUUAAGCCUCAGUCAUCUGAACCCAUGGACUAUGAUGGGCAUUCCUGCAAUCAGGAGAAACGUGUGGACCAGUACCGGAAGGAUUCAGCUAGGGUUCUAAAGGACAAGGGACUUGAGGGUCCAGAGUUAUCAUUAGAAGAACUGAGCAUUAGUUCUAAGCAUCAGCUGCCUGCAGGGAUCAGAGAGACCGUGCAGCACACACCGCAGCAAAUGGAGGACACUCCACACAGAGUCAGCCGCAAGCGCAAGCUAUUAGAUGAUACGGAGAGCAGCAAAAGUCUGCUUCUUGAGGCAUAUCGUGUUUGGCAACAGGGUCAAAAAGUCACAACAUAUGACAUGGCCAAGAUUGAAAAAAUUAUGUGUAAAACAUACAUGCUGAUCAAACAGGUGGAUGAAGGUUCCGCUCUAGAGCAAGCUAUUAAAUUCUGCCAACUUCAGAUGGGAGCUGCUGCCCAGAAACAGCAACCUUCAGAUACACCCAGCACCCCAAAGAGUACGAAGGACCCCCGUGAGAUUGCUUUUUCUCUGCCCGCUGUUUCAGUACAGCUGACACCCCUCAAGCUGUCUACAUUCAGCUCAGAGAAACUGCUCCAACUGAAAGUGAAAACGGCACCAGCCACAUUAUCGUCCCAGCCUGAUACGGGCCGAGGGCCAGGGGCCAGAACCUGCUCAACCAUAGCACAAGUCAUCCGCGAAGAUGAGCGUGUAGAGGAUGUGUCCUUUCCAUGUCAGGAGUCCCAGUUAUGCCAACCAGCAAAAGCUACAACUGUGACUACAGCUUCUGAUACUCCUCACUGGCAACCAGAAGCGGUCAUUAGCUUUGCCAGUUCCAGUCACACAGAAACUGCCUGCAGCUCCAGGCCAUCUUCAGAUUCAAGUAUUCAGCCCAGUAAAACAGACAGUUCUCGAAACAAGCCCAGGGUCCACCCACAUGUGCCAAAGCUCUUCAUUCCCUCAUCCAGUGUUGCCAAAUUCCCUCCAGAGAUCACAGUCACACCCCCAACUCCAACCCUCCUGUCUCCCAAAGGCAGCAUCUCUGAAGAAACCAAACAGAAGCUGAAGUCUGUCAUCCUAUCUUCUCAGUCUGCUGCCAAUGUAAAGAAAGAGACUCUGUGCCAACCAGCUCUCGAGAUACUGGACACCUCCAGCCAAGAAUCAUCCCUGGAGAGUGACACAGAUGAGGAUGAUGACUACAUGGACAUCUAAAAACACUACAGUGAUUGCUCUUUACCAUCUGCCAAAAGAAAAGUCUGCAUUUGAUUCCCAGCAAAUCAUGCUUGCAUGUUCCAGCUCUCGGCAUGUGGAUUGCUUUUGCAGCUGCCAGUAGCCAAACCAUUGUAUAACAGUAUGCCGGUGCUCUACGCAGGUUCCUCUGACUGUACUGGUUUGGGAGCAGGGUCAGAUUACGGAGAACUUGUUCUUCUCCUCCACCGUUGGUGCUGACAGGAGAACUUUUGUCUUGGUGGACUUGCUGAGACCGACGGGCUUUGUAGCUGUCUUUUGAGGUCCAUAUAUUUUUCUUUUAUAUAAAUACAGAAUGUGAUGUUUGUAAAAUAAACACAAGUGUAAAUGAAAAAGAAAAUUGGGAUAAUCAAAGUUCCAAGACGAUAUAUGUUGCACAAUUUUUGUAAAGAUAAAUAAAACAAUAUCAUUUUCAUGAGCA
Pseudophryne corroboree (corroboree frog) is the source of this 7130-nucleotide messenger RNA. RefSeq names its product calcineurin binding protein 1 (gene CABIN1). Lineage: Eukaryota; Metazoa; Chordata; Amphibia; Anura; Myobatrachidae. The coding region runs from base 269 to 6673 and encodes 2134 amino acids. Gene Ontology annotation, biological process: chromatin organization. The transcript is spliced from 37 exons. Gene Ontology annotation, molecular function: protein binding; nucleosome binding. Gene Ontology annotation, cellular component: nucleus. The record is from RefSeq and is a predicted model, not a curated record.